UUUUGACGAUGUACUGAUAGCCAAUACGCGGUCUGGAAUUAUUUAUCUACAUACUUCAUUUUAAUUACAUCUGUCACCGUUGUGUUACGUACUUGAUUAAGUUAAAAUGGUGCCUGGAAUAAAAAUCAUCGACUUAAUAAAACAGAGCGAAACAUUUUCAUUUUCAUUCGAAGUAUCGCCUGGCAUAACAGAAGAAGUAAUCAAUAAUUUGGAAGUUGAACCAAAGUUUUUUGCGGUCACUUGGCAUGCGAAAACACACAAAUGUAAGGAUCUUGACAUCGAACCAUUACGAAAAGCUAUUUUCUUACGAAGUAAGCAGCAAAAUGUAUUGUUACAUUUAUCGUGUGACUUGCUCAGAAAACCAUACUUGGAUGAUUUGAUAACAUUGCUUCAAGCACAUGGAAUAUGUAAUUUGUUUAUUGUGUUGGGAGAGGGAUACGACCCGAGUACGUCAGAUUUCCAAAACAGUUCCGAACUAAUAAAAUAUAUUAAAGAAAAAUCUGGAAAUUAUUUCUGUAUCGGCACCGCUGGUUUCCUUGAAAGUUCAGAAGAAAGAAUCAUUCAAUUGAAAGAAAAAAUUGCAAUCGGAGCAGACUUUAUUAUGACACAGGCUUUCUUUGAAGUUAGCUUAUUCAGCGCGUUUUUGGAAAAAUGCAAGAAAGCUGAUAUAAAUGUGCCAGUAUUACCCGGUAUAUACGCUUUUGAAAAUUAUACACAAUUGGACAAAUUCAUAAAUUUGUGUAAAGUUAAAGUUUCAAGUGAUGUACUAGAAAAAGUAAAAAAUAACAUAGAUGGUGUAGAGUUAACCAAGAAUUUAAUACGGUCGAUAUAUUCUGAUUUGAACUGUACUCAUUUUCAUUUCUUUUCAUUAAAUAAUCUGGGAGGAACCAUUCAUUUGAUUAAACAGUUGCAAUUUUAAAUACAAAGAUAACUAGAAUCUAAGUCUGUCCAUUUAUUUGUUGUCUCAGAGGAGAUCUACAUGCACAAACUUCAUAUCUGUAUUUAAAACAAAUAAAAUUUACGUGUCCGUUUGGGAUUUCAAAAUAAACGCCUCUUCUUAAGUA
Molecule: messenger RNA, 1064 nt
Organism: Manduca sexta (tobacco hornworm)
Lineage: Eukaryota; Metazoa; Arthropoda; Insecta; Lepidoptera; Sphingidae
Product: methylenetetrahydrofolate reductase
Exons: 2
Coding region: 107-919 (270 amino acids)
Biological process (GO): tetrahydrofolate interconversion
Cellular component (GO): cytosol
Molecular function (GO): FAD binding; methylenetetrahydrofolate reductase [NAD(P)H] activity
Source: RefSeq, a predicted model, not a curated record